AUGUGGACGACUCGAGUCGCAUACUUACUCUCGUCUGGUGUCUUCGCUCUGCGCGACCUCCGAUCGAGGCUGGAGGUCGUGCUUGCCUGGGAACGAGACAGCGGAAGCAAGGUGCCCAGUUUGAAUGCACUUCUCAAGGCGCCGGAACCUCAGAGAAAGGUCGAUUUUGGUUACCCCCACCUCGCCCCACCAACGUUAAACUUGUCCUUAACAUGUCAGUCUUUGAUGUUGGCACAAAGUACACGUCAUAAAUACCAGUCAGGCGAGGUCAGCUCGACCACAGGCUCGGUCCGAGGACAUCAAAGAGGACAACGACCAGGAGGCGAGUUUGAGCCCGGGGGUCGGGGUCGGUCAUGA
Molecule: messenger RNA, 357 nt
Organism: Laccaria bicolor S238N-H82
Lineage: Eukaryota; Fungi; Basidiomycota; Agaricomycetes; Agaricales; Hydnangiaceae
Exons: 2
Coding region: 1-357 (118 amino acids)
Source: RefSeq, a predicted model, not a curated record